AUGAAGUUGACUAACCUUUUAUUUGCUACUUUUGCCUCAUGCGUGAUGGCUGGUGAUCUAACCGAACUAGAAAUUGAUAUCACUAAGAAGAUCCCUGUUGCUGAUUGUAAAAUUAAGGCUGUCUCUGGUGACUCAGUCAGUGUACAUUACGUCGGUAAAUUUUUAAGUAAUGAUGAAGUCUUUGACUCCAGUUACGACAGAAACUCCCCAAUUACCUUUAAAUUAGGUGCUGGUCAAGUUAUCAAGGGUUGGGAUCAAGGUAUUCUUGGUAUGUGUGUUGGUGAAGAACGUACUAUUAGAAUCCCAAGUGAUUUAGCCUACGGUGCUAGAGGUGUGCCAGGUGUCAUUCCAGCUGAUGCUGAUAUGGUCUUCGAUGUUAAAUUGGUCGAUGCUGUUAAUAAAUAA
This is a messenger RNA of Maudiozyma saulgeensis, 405 nucleotides long. NCBI's taxonomy places the organism in Eukaryota, Fungi, Ascomycota, Saccharomycetes, Saccharomycetales, Saccharomycetaceae. The record is from the annotation of a GenBank genome assembly.